AUGGCCGCCGCCCUGUGGCAAUGGAGCUCCGUCCGCAUGUGCAUGGUACUCAUGCUGGCCGUGGGCAUGGCCAUACACGCCCUGUUGAGGGGUGUUUUUGGCAUGGCGUUAGGUAAAGGAGGGGCGGGUAAUGGACUGGGGGUGGAUAAUUGAGUGAAGGAGGGGUAAAAGAUGGAUUUAUAGGUAUAGAAAACAAUUUAAAAUGAUGUUUUCAAACUUUGAAUUUAAAAAUUUUUGCUUUAAUAGGUCAAAAAAUGAUGAGAAAUGGUGUUUUAUAACACUUUUUGAUCAAAAUAUUAUAGUACAACUUUAAAGUUUAAAUUUUUUACAAAAAAUUAGCAAUGAUUAUCAGCUAAUUGUAUUUAAAACUAUUUUUAGUAGCUUAACCAUCUCACGAGUCAUUUCAAAAAACAAUUAAGUCAUUCAGAGUUCUUAACAGCCGUUUAUAGUCAUAGACAAUGUCACAUUUGGCUCUAUUUUGGUCAAAAAGUAACGAGAAAACGAAAAAGUGACAAAAAUCUUUUUAAAAUCUAAAAUUUUACGCAAUUUUUGACCACCUUAAACACCUUUUUUAUUAAAAAAAUUUGUACUUUAUAUUAAAAAUUGAUUGAGUUUUGUGAAUGUCUGACCAAAAAUUCAAAAUUCUAUAAACUUUAUGCCCAAAAAUGUAAUUCUAUUUACUUUUUGACCAACUUUAAGUGUAACAUGUAGUAGGCAGGUGACAGAAAGCACAAAACCACUAACAAUGUGGUCGUUAUCAGCUGGGAAGGAAUUUGUAUAACUGCUUUUGGUUUACUUUUAUCUGUUUACAUGUCAUUCUCGAGAGUAACUAUUCCAAAAAUGAUCAUAGGUUUGGAGUGAAAGGCAAAAUUCAUAAAAUUGUAAAUAAUAUAGUGUUCAAAUAAUUUUGUGCCCCUUCUCAAAGCAGAUUUUUGAAGUUAGGGAGCCCAGAAUUAGUUGAGCACCAUAAUAUGUUGCUUGACAAGAAUACUUUCAGUCUGCAUCGUGCCCACUUUGAAUAGUACCGCCGUUCUGCGAGUAAGUUAUAUUUUAAUCUCUUACUACAAUAUUGUACUGCAUUAUUAACUUUGAAAGAUCUUAUAUUUACUAAUAAAAGGCGCUUCAAAGUAAAGUUAGAAAGCUUUGUUACCUAAAUCUAUCAACAUUGAUCUAUUGACUAACUUUCUUGGCGAACAGCAAAGUACCCAUCGCGUCCCGCUUAGAAUCAGCUCGAAAUUUCUAUGAGUUCAUUGUACCACCCUGCAGUACAUAUAAAAAGUUUUUGCUCUCGCUUUUAAGUUUUAAAUUUGAAUUAUUUCGGUUUCCCGCCAAUUUGACAAAUUUGGCAUUGUGUUUCACGCACUUUUUUGGCUUUUCAGAUAUAUUACGCUUACAAAUUUAAAAAUGUAGGUUCAUUUAAAGGUUUCCUACUAGAAUAUCAAAGAAAAAUUAUUAAAAGUCUAAAAAUGAGAAAGUUAUAAGCUUAAAACAUAAUGCCAAUUUGGCGGGAAGUUCAAAACUAUGUUUUUGAUCUUGACUACCGCGUGGAAAAGAGUAGAAAUUGAAGGAAAAUAUUUAAUUUCCUGGGAAACAAUCUAUUUUUUAAUCUUAAAAGUACAUUUUUGUUUGAAACUAAUUUUAUAAAUUUCGUAUUUUACAAUAUUUUAACUUAUAUAACGUGAAACUGAGUUAUAUUGCUUCAGAAUGAGUUCCAAGUGGACUGGCAGCUGCGCGAGAUCAGUUCGAUGCACAUGUUCUUCUACGCGGGUACCUUCCUGUCGGUCUUCGCCGCCCAUUACUUUACCCUCAAGUUCGGAGCCAAACAUCUCAUUUCGAUUGGCAUCGUGGUCGGUUGUGUAGCCACAGCUCUGAUUCCGCUCACGGUCUACAUCACCAAGGACUACAUCUUCACUUCGCUGUUGAGGUUGACCACUGGCAUUGCUCAGGGUAAGGAAUGUUGAUGUAGGUCAAAAAGUUUGUAGAAGUAUGUCUUUCGGUCAAAAAGUGGAUAGAAUCUCAUGCAAACACGGGUAAAUAAGUAUUCUACCUACUUUUUGACCUCCAAAUCCUAAAAUACAAUACUGAUCUUCGGAUUCCAGGCUUCUUUAUCCCUUGUAGCUCAUUGUUAAUAUCGAAAUGGUUUGGUCCAGCCGAGCGGAGUACAGCGAUGGCUGUCUUUACGACCGGUAAUCAAAUUGGCUUGGCCAUUUCUAUGUUUGCGACUGCUGAAUUGUGUCGCUUGAACUUCUUCCACGGAUGGCCCAUGGCUUUCUUACUGUACGGUAAGGUCUUACUGUAACUUUUCUUACUGUACAGUAAGGUAUUACUGUAAUUUUUGUUUCUGUACGGUAAGGUAUUACUGUAAUUUUUUUACUGUACGGUAAAGUGUUACUGUAAUUUUUGAAUCGGUCAUAAAGUGUGCAGAAUCUUAAUUUUUGUCCAAUUUUUGAUGUUUAGGUAGUUCCGGCUUCGUGUUUCUCUUUUUCUGGGUAAAAUACGGGGCUGAUCAUCCGCGACAAUCAACCAGGAUUACUGCGGUAGAAUUGGCACACAUUCGAGAUACGACCACACCCAUGGUAAAUCCAUCAUCUACUCCGUUCAAAAAGGUAGUCAAUUCUUUAAAUACAUACUACAAUAUAAUACUUUGAUACUUUGAGCUACUGUAACAUACUAAAAUCAUCUGCAGAAGUUGCUGUAGAUGUAGGAGCUACUAUAACAUACUAUAAGACAAUUUACAAAAGUUACCGUAUUAAUCGUUGCAGUUAUUGUUCUCACCCGUAGUUCUGGCGAUAUGUUUGUCGUCCUUCUGUCAGUCGUUUGUGAUGGUAGCGAUGACAUCGUAUCUUCCUGAGUUCCACAGAAGCGCCCUCCAUCUGAAUCUGAGUCAGGUAAGCAAACACAGCGUUCGUCAGUUCUAUCUACUUUUUAACCCGCAUUUGCUGUAUCAUUACAGGCUUUUGUUACAGUAACAUCCUUAAUUAUUCCUUUAAAAUUUUAAAAUUUGAAUAAUCAAGCCCUUUGGCAUGGCGUUAAGUAACCUACCGUGCCGUUCCAGAACGCCCUGUGGUCGGCGUCGCCGUUCUUCGUCCAAACCUUCUCGAAGGUUCUGUUCGGAGUUGUCGCGGAUCUGGCCAAAACCAAGUUGUCGCCCACGUUCGUCGCCAAAACCGGCAACUCCAUCGCCUCCUUUGGGUGCGCGGCCUGUCUUCUAGCCGUCGGCUAUGUAGAAGAUGCCACCACGAUGCUGAUUCUCCUGAGUCUGGGUAUGGCUCUGACCUCAGGCUAUGUCCCCGGCUACUUUACGAGUAUCGUGAGUAUCGCCCCCAACUACACGGCUGCCAUUUCGGCUUAUGCCCAAGGGUUCGCACAGGUCGCGAGCAUUUUGUCGCCGAUUGUGGUUGGGUUUAUGACCAAAAAUGUAAGUUUGUCAUAUGUUACCGCAGUAAGCAUUCAUAUUUAUAAAAAUAUUUAAAUUUUUUUAAAACUUUUCUUUAUUAAGUUUUGCACCGUGCAAUCAAUCUGCUGCUUACUUUAUUCUGCACCUUGCAAAUAUUACGGAAUCUUGCACCGUGCAGUCAUUACAUAAUAACCAACGUUUGCACAGCGCAGUCAAAAAAAAACCUUUUCUACUGCACGGUGCAGUCCACCGUCAUUUCUUUUCAUUGCACCGUGAACUCCUCCACUACAUGAUUUGUCGCUCCAAAACGAACAAAGUCUGCACGGUGCAGCCCAUUUCUUCGCCACAACUUUGUCGCAAACAAACCAAGUUCAAAGUGCCAAACACAGUGCAUCGCUUUACUUUGUCGCUCUCAAAAACAAAACAUCUCAACAAAACAAUGUUUUGGAAAACCAUUUGUCGCUGACAAAACAAACAUUUGAGGUUUGUCGCAAACCGUUUUGUCGCCGUGCCCCAAAGUGCGUUUGCCUGUUUUGCGACAAUCGGCUCGAUUGCGACAAGAACAAAGUCAUGCGACAAAGGCGACGUGUUUUGUGUCGCGUUUCAAUGAAAUUUGUCGCUGAUUGGGCCUUUUCACCGUGCAGAUUGAGAAAACAGUGGAAGGAGCGAUGAGAAUUGAGUAGCGACAAAGAGAGGUUGAUGGCACUGUGCAAAGAGUUUUCUCAAAGGAACUUUCUCAGAGAUGUCGCGAUUUAACGAAAAAUGUCGCAGGUUUAAGUCUUUGCACCGUGCAAUUUGAGAAAAGAGUCAAAGAUGCACAGUGCAAGAAGUAGCGAUGAGUAAAAAGGGAUGGCACCGUGCAAGAGGGUUGGUUGCAACGCGGAGAAUUAUUUGCACUGUGCAAUAGAGUAAAGAGAAAAGUUUAUUGCACCGUGCAAGCUUUUAUUUGAAAGGUCGGUUGCACAGUGCAAAAUCAUUUCUUGUCGCAAAAAAAAUAAUUUUUGAACAUAAACCGCGACAAAAUUUGAUAAAAAAUGUCACAAACAGUUAGUUUUGUCAUAAAUUCUUUUUCAGUCCACGCUGGAUGAAUGGACCGAGGUGUUCCAGAUGUUAGCCGGGAUUCUGAUUCUGACUGGGAUCGUGUUCGCGAUAUUUGGCUCGGCUUCUGCCCAAAAGUGGGCCUAUUACGAAAGGAAAGAGACCGCUCAAGGCGACUCGCGAGGGAAACAGUCGCUGUCGCUGAUAAAGGAGGACAUUUGA
This is a messenger RNA of Bursaphelenchus okinawaensis, 4657 nucleotides long. Lineage: Eukaryota; Metazoa; Nematoda; Chromadorea; Rhabditida; Aphelenchoididae. The record is from the annotation of a GenBank genome assembly.